GUUUGAUUUCGAUGAGCCAAACAGGAAGCGGAAACUGCGCACUGGUAAUCGUUGCUAAGGGUGACGUUGAUUUACAAAUGGUGGACAUGCAAAUAAAUUUUACUCUGGAUUGCUGAUUAAAACAGAAACAAUGUCAAUAGCAAUAGCCCAGGCCAGGCAUAUUUUUGGCCUGAAGUCAGGUGUUAGUGGUAACAUCUGCUACCAUGAUGAACAAACAAUUGUUUACCCUUCUGGGGCAAACUGCAUCUUGUUCAACAUCGACCAGAAGGUGCAGAAAUUCAUCCAAGGGACUGAUAAAAGUGAAGGAAUGACAGCAUUAGCUGUCAGUCCAAACAGAAGAUAUGUCGCUAUUGCUGAGAAACUUGAGAAACCAACUAUCACCAUCUACGAUCUGCACAGUCUUAGAAAAAGGAAGGUUCUUAGCUCCCCUGAUGUUGCUUCAAAUGAGUAUGUCAGCCUGGCAUUCAGUCCAGACUCCAAAUACCUUGUCGCCCAAGGGGGAAAGCCAGAUUACACACUCCUGUACUGGACUUGGGAGAAAUCAAAGGUGAUGGCAGUCACAAAGACCUCCAAUCCACAGACCAAUCCUCCGAUAUACCAGGUUAGUUUCAACCCACAAGACAAUACACAGCUGUGUGUGGUUGGCAAUGGCAUCUUUAAGAACUUCCGUUACAGUGAAGGAAACUUGAAAACAUUUAAUAUUCAAAAGGUAGAGCCACAAAAUUAUCUCUGUCAUGCCUGGGUAUCAGAAGAGAGAGUCAUUGUUGGAACAGACACUGGUCGUUUGAUGUUGUUUGAAGCUGGUGAAAUGAAACAUGAAUUCAACAUAGCUGCUCAAGAAAAAAAGCCUGGAGAGGAGGAUGUAUCUACAGGACCACCCCAGAUAACUGCUAUAGUCUCCUAUUCCAAGGGCUUUGCCUGUGCUUGUGGACAAGGAACUGUGCACUUGUUCGAGAAAACUGAUGACAAGGAUUUCUUUAAGAAAGCUAGAGAAAUUAAGAUUCCACAAGAUUCAAACAGUGCUGAUCCCACCAAGUCACAACAGCAGAUUAUCACCAGCCUGACAGUGAGUCCAUCUGAGGAGACUCUAGUUGCCAGCACGGACCUCAGCCAGCUCUACUACAUCACCCUGUCCAGUGCUGACAUUGGCAAGGGAGAUCAGGCACAGUUUGAAGUGCUUGCCCAGGCCUUCCAUUACAACCAGAUAUUGGGUCUUGAUGUUUGUGCAAGGAAACCUCUCAUAGCUACAUGUUCAAUGGACAAGUCUGUCAGAAUAUGGAACUAUGAAACUUGUAACCUAGAGUUGUACAGAGAGUUUGCUGAGGAGGCAUACAGUAUUGCCCUGCACCCCUCUGGUUUGUACAUCCUGGUGGGCUUCAGUGAUAAACUGAGGCUGAUGAACCUUCUCAUUGAUGAUAUCAGAACAUUCAAGGAGUUUACAAUUAGAGGAUGUAGAGAGUGUGCCUUCAGUAAUGGUGGUAACCUGUUUGCUGCUGUCCAUGGUAAUGUGAUUCAAAUCUAUUCAACCAUCACGUUCGACAAUGUCGCUAAUCUGAAAGGUCACAAUGGCAAGGUCAGGUCAAUUGUCUGGAGUGCAGAUGACAGUAAAAUUGUAUCUUGCGGUCUCGACGGUGCUGUGUAUGAAUGGGAAACAUUUACAGGGAAGAGAGUAGGAGAGUCUGUCCUCAAGUCCUGCCAUUAUACUGGUGUAGCAGUGACUCCAGAUGGAAAAACAACCUUUGCUGUCGGUUCAGAUAAAACACUGAAGGAAAUCUCAGAUUCUUCGAUUUUGAGAGAGGUAGACGCAGGGGAGGCAACCCUGACCAAUGUGGCUCUGUCACGUUCUGGUCGUAUGUUGUUUGCGGGUACAUCUAGAGGAACACUGUGGUCCUUGAAGUUCCCACUCACUAUCCCUGGUGAGUGGCAAGAACUACAGGGUCAUGGAAGCACUAUUUCAAAGAUGAAGAUAACCUAUGAUGACCAGUUCCUUGUAACCGUAUCCGAGGAUGCUUCAAUAAUUCUCUGGAAGAUUCAGGAUAAGGAAGGUCGUGGGGUCAAACGUGACAAAGAGGUCGGUUGGGCAGAGGAAAUUCUGAUCACAAAGAGUGAUCUUGAAGAAAAGAAUUCAAUGAUGGCAGAGCUUAAGACACGUGUUGAUGAACUGAAGAUGGAGAAUGGGUACCAGCUGAGAUUGAAAGACAUGAACUAUAAUGAAAAGAUUAAGGAGUUGACAGAGAAGUUCAUUCAGGAGAUGGAAUCGCUGAAGACGAAGAACCAGGUGCUGAAAACAGAUAAAGACAAGGAAGAAGCAAAGCAUGAAGAGGAAAUGGCUGAACUUAUGGAGAAGCACGGCAAAGAAAUGACUGAUUUAGAGUCUGCAAACAAUCAGAAGUUGAUGUUGGAGUAUGAGAAGUUCCAGGAGCAGCAAGCAAAGAUGAUGAAGAUGCAGGAAGACUAUGACAGACAGUUGCAGGAGAUGCAGGAUAGCAAACAGAGGGCAUUGGAGGAACUUACCGAGUACUACGAGACCAAGAUACAAGAAAUGACCACCAAAUUGGAACAGAGUAAUGAUGAGACACGUCAGCAAACUCGAGAAUAUGAAGAGACAAAGAAACAGAUUGAAGAAGAUGCUGAUCGGGAAAUUCUGGAUAUCAAAAACAAAUAUGAGAGAAGAUUAAGAGAUGAGAAGGAAGCCAACAUGAGACUGAAGGGAGAAACUGGUAUCAUGAAGAAAAAGUUCACAAGUCUACAGAAGGAGAUAGAUGAUCACAAAGAAGAGAUCAAGAAAUACCAAGCAGAGAAGGCAAAACUUGAGAACAUUAUCAGAAAUCUCGAGAAAGAUAUUCUUGGUCUCAAGAAAGAAAUACAAGAAAGAGAUGACACCAUUCAGGAUAAGGAAAAACGUAUUUAUGACUUGAAGAAGAAGAAUCAAGAACUUGAGAAGUUUAAGUUUGUGCUAGAUUACAAGAUCAAGGAACUCAAGAAACAGAUAGAACCUAGGGAGACAGAUAUCAAAAACAUGAAAGAACAGAUUCAAGAGAUGGAGAGCGAGUUGGAUAGAUUUGAUAAGCUCAACACACAGCUUGAGCUCAACAUUACUGAGCUCAGACAGAAACUCAAGGCAACUGAUAAAGAGAUGCACCAAGAGAGACAAAGGGUGAGAGAUAAGGAAGCUGUUGUCAAGAGAUUUAAGACAGAUCUUCACAAUUGUGUGGGUUACAUUCAGGACCCCAAGAUGUUGAAAGAAAGCAUCAAGGCUCUCUACCAAAAACAUGUACAAGAAGAUAUUACUGAAUCUGCAAGUGUAGAUGCCGACAUCCAAAAGGAAUACAGCCGUCAGAGAGAACAUCUGGAAAGAUCAGUUGCCUCCCUUCGUAAGAAACUCGCAAAGGAUUCAGAAAUACACAGAGCUGACAAUGUCAGAAUUAUGCAGGAAAAUGUGUCUCUCAUCAAGGAAAUCAAUGAUUUAAGAAAGGAGCUCAAGAUAGCCAGAACACAGAUCCAUGACCUGGAAGCCGCUGUCAAACAAUAUACAAAGAGAACCGGUGGUGAGGACUCCGACAUCUAUGCUGUGAUGCUAAAAGCACCUAAUGCAUUGGUUGAAAAUGAAUUAGAGGAGAAAAAUAAAAUAAUAGACAUGCAAAAGUUCGAAAUAAGAAAAUUACGUAUGGAAAUAGAAUCGGGUUCCCGGCCAGGAUCCUCUUCAAGACUGCCCCCUAUGCAAGCAGUUGAGUCUUCAGCAUAAUAUCAGUAAACAAACUAUGUUAUUGCACUUGUUUCAGUAAAUAUAAAAAAACAUUUUAACUCUGCAACUGAAUCUUGUUGUUAAUUGUUGAAGAAUUUGUACUUUACAUUUUAGUAAAUAUUUGACUGAUUCUAUUUUACCUUUGGCAAUAAUGCUUAAAUUUCACAUAUUUUUCUUGUCUCUGUGCUGUCUGUUAAAAUGUUACAAGAAAAAUACAGGUUGGGUGUAAAUUUCUUUUGUUAGAGGUAUAAGUAAUGAAAUUCAAUGUACAACUUCAGUGGCAAGACCAAUAAGCUAAAUUAGUGGACUGAUGCAUUGAAUUCUUUUAUAUAAAAAGAACACUAAAGUCUACAUGAAGAAGAAAGAAUUUCAGACUUAUUCCGUAUGGGUUUGCCACAUUUUAGCAUUUUCUGAGGGUGAAUUCUACUUUGUCUGUAUUAACAUGAUACUGUAUGUAGUGGUGUGGCUGGUCGUCUGUCAUAAAUAGUAUUGUUUCAUUUUAUCUGACUGGUUGUAAACUUCUUCAAUGGAUACUUGCUUUGUUCACCAUUAUUUAAAUCUGUGAUAUUUUUACCCGUCCUUAUUUUUACUUAAUGAAAGAAGUUAUACAUUGGUAUAUAUUUUUAUGUAUUUGAAUGUGUAUACAUUGAGAUGAUAAGAAUACAUGAUAAUCUAAGA
Messenger RNA from Mercenaria mercenaria, 4423 nucleotides. Its product is annotated as cilia- and flagella-associated protein 57-like. Lineage: Eukaryota; Metazoa; Mollusca; Bivalvia; Venerida; Veneridae. The transcript is spliced from 18 exons. Gene Ontology annotation, molecular function: protein binding. The record is from RefSeq and is a predicted model, not a curated record. Bases 131 to 3745 code for a protein of 1204 amino acids.